AUGGCCUCUUCCACUUAUUCAGCCAUGGCCGAGAUCACGGUGCAGGACCCCGUGACUCAUAAUGAGCGCACGUUUCUCUGCGCCUUGGGCCCACUCCGGACGCACAUGCGGUACUUCGAGCCUCUUAUCCAACGCCAAAUGAGCGAGACCACAGUGUGGCCUCCGUCUGCAUCGCCAUCCUCAUCGGCGGUGGCCUUGACCCUCCGUGCACGGUGCGACCACGUGACAUUUCAGUGGCUGGUGAACUGGAUGAGCGGCAAAACACAGGAGAUCACAAAAGACAACGUUGUGAGCAUCUGCCUCUCUUCGAGUUUCCUGCAGAUGCAGGAGCUUUCCGACAACGCGCUCAUGUACCUCGGUGUACACUUGUCGGAGAUCGUGUCGUCCAGCUUCGACCUGACGAACCUGCCAACGCACUUGGUUCUUCGGCUGAGCCACAUGGUGCGCGACACCGACCUCGCUGCCGCACUGCUCCGUCUACACAAGGAGGGGAGCGUGAAUCACCAGAACCGCGCCCUUGUCGCGUCGCUGCUGCAGCAUUAUGCGUGUCACCAACUGGGAGUGGCCGAUGGCGCAGAAGAGCCUUUGCCAACCGACACGGAGGUGGUGACUCGCGACAGCACUGAUGGAAGCGCGUGUGCCUCAGUCGGGCUGCCAGCAACGCACAGCGGCGAGCUCACUCUUUCUCCUACCUGUAGCUUGCGCUGGUGCCGCCUGUGUGCGACGUUGUUUGAUGAAGGCGAGGUGUACCGGCUCGGCCGCACCUCUCGGCUAUCCAGCCCCGAGUGCCCAGGACAGUACAUGCCGUCGCGCCCCGCCGGUGGCGGGGCUCAUUAUGCAGCGACCGCGGGCCCGACAUUGCGCGUUGGUCCACGUGGUGAGGUCUUUACCACCCACAGUGCAGCACGGCACGCAAUGCCGAUCGUUCUCGAGGCCCCACCAAGACUUAAGAGCGGUGGCACCUCUGCGUCGACGACGGCGGCAGAGGCCGCCUCACCCUUCACGGCAGAGCUGGAGCGAUGGGCGUGGCGCAUUAUUGGUGCGAGCCGAUACGUGGGCUGUAGACGUUGCCUCCAUCUUGUGAGCCUCCUCGACGUAUCCCAACAUCGAUGCUCGGAGUUGCCGAAGAAGUACUCCUCUCCGGACAAUGAGUCUGAAGACGUCAGCUACCUCGUGCGCUGGUUUGACUACUGUGCAGAGCACCAUGUGUACGAGCGCGAGGGCGGUCUAACGCCAAUGCGGUACAGCGGGCCGGCUCACGUACUCGCUGAGGAGGUUGUGGAAGUGCCCAUUUUCGCUUCAAAGCCAGAGCUUGUCCCACAAGGUGCGGCCAAGGCAUUUGCCAGCGCGACUGAGAGUCGCAACGGCGCGAGGGCAGCAGGAAUGGCGGGCACCGGGGGCAUGGCGGAGGACAGUGCCGGCAACUUCACUAGUGCUUUCAUGUCGCCGUAUUCGAGCGAUAUUCACCUCUGGGCCACAAUGCCCUUCUACGUGAAGGAGGUCACGAGCAAGAAUGUUGUUGACAUCGACAUUCUCAACUACGUGGAGCGGCAGCACCGCCUCGGGAUUGAGGCGCAGCAGCGCAGGGCGCCCGCGGUGCCGAACUCCUUCGCGAUGCGCUUGUCCAUUUCACCUGUUGUCACAGGAACAGCAGGAGGUCGCGCUGUCGGCCACCUGGCCUCGUCGUCGUCCUCGCCACGUCCGCUGUCGAGCAUUGGUGGCACGAGCUGCGGUGGCAGUGUGAGCCAUUCCAAGGGUAGAAAAAAGAGCGGUGCUCGCGGCACUCGACCCGGCCUCAGCUCUCGCCCAUCUCCAUACGGCACGCUGUCGUCGACACACUGCUGA
Messenger RNA from Leishmania braziliensis MHOM/BR/75/M2904, 1845 nucleotides. RefSeq lists its product as hypothetical. Lineage: Eukaryota; Euglenozoa; Kinetoplastea; Trypanosomatida; Trypanosomatidae. The transcript has a single exon. Bases 1 to 1845 code for a protein of 614 amino acids. The record is from RefSeq and is a predicted model, not a curated record.